AUGGCCAAGCUCUCCAUUUCUACCUACUUAACAAUGCUAACUUUCUUGAUUUUCCACUUGAAAAUGCUAAAUGCUGACUCAAGUUACUCCUUUUCCUUUGAAAGCUUUGAUAAAAAUCUAAACUUUGAGUCCAACAUUGCUCUUUAUGGUGAUGCAAAGGUUGUUGGUAAUGGUUCUUCUCUUCAACUCACUCACUCAGUGAGUUCAAGUGCUGGACGAGUCAUAUACAAGAAACCCCUCAAGCUUGUUGAAGGUAAUCCUGGAAAUUUGGUUUCUUUUUCCACUUAUUUCUCAUUCUUGAUGUCACCUGAUAAUGGAGAUGGUUUAGCUUUCGUUAUGGUUCCUAGUGGUUUUGAUGUAAGGGUGUUUGAUAACAACCCGUUUGGGCUUUAUUUAGGAUCGGAGAAAAGUAUUCUUAAAUUUGUUGCUGUUGAAUUUGAUACGAUGAGGGAUGCUAAGUAUGGUGAUUUGAAUGACAACCAUGUGGGAAUUGAUGUGGGUGGUUUUGUAUCAGUUAAAGUGAGAAACGUUUCAUCUAAUAAUAUUGUUUUGAAUAGUGGAAAAAGAUUGCAUUCUUGGAUUGAUUAUGAAGCAGGUUCGAAAAGAUUUGAUGUUAGAUUGAGUCAAUCUGGUGAUAUAAAGCCAAUUGAUCCAUUGGUCUCUCAUCCAAUUGACUUGUCCAAAAUGUGGAAUGAUGAGAAAGUGUUGAUAGGCUUGAGCUCAUCAAAUGGGAAUUCUUCUCAGACAUGUUUCCUCCAUUCAUGGAGCUUUAAGGCAAGGCGUGUCCCGCAUUGGAUGCAUUCUCAGCCACUGGAUCCUCAGGCUUUUGCUAAACAUGUGAAACCAGUGGUAGUUCAAAAGAAGAGUGAUUGUAUUUUGAAAAUGCUUGCUGCAAUGAUCUUUGGUACCGCUUGUGGAGCACUGGGGGCAUUCAUGGUGUUGUAUCUUUGGACCAUAUUUGGCAAUAGGCGCCCUGUCGUGCCUGAAGACUGUUCUGUCCACCCAGCGGAAUUUGAAUACAAGAAAGUGAAAGUAGUCGUAGAUGAAGCCGUCAAAGAUGGCAAGCAUUAG
Dovyalis caffra is the source of this 1071-nucleotide messenger RNA. The record is from the annotation of a GenBank genome assembly. Lineage: Eukaryota; Viridiplantae; Streptophyta; Magnoliopsida; Malpighiales; Salicaceae.